Messenger RNA from Manihot esculenta (cassava), 2754 nucleotides. Its product is annotated as pentatricopeptide repeat-containing protein At1g74600, chloroplastic-like. NCBI's taxonomy places the organism in Eukaryota, Viridiplantae, Streptophyta, Magnoliopsida, Malpighiales, Euphorbiaceae. Gene Ontology annotation, biological process: RNA modification. Gene Ontology annotation, molecular function: protein binding; RNA binding. The record is from RefSeq and is a predicted model, not a curated record.
UUUCGGAAGACCGCUCCUCAAAGUUCUUCCUUCGCCUGGGCAGUUUCUUUCGAGUAGGAAUUCGACUAAAUGAAUUCUCUCAUCAAUCAGAACCUCCAAACCAAGAUAGUUCCAAUCUCCUUUACCAAAUUCAUAUCUUCAGUAUCCAUAAUCCGUACCUUGUCAUUUCAUGCCAACAAAUAUGAACAGCAACAUCCUGUUCCUUUUCUUGACCCGUUUCAAUUGCUCAGUAACUACACCAAAUCCACCCAUCAUGCUUUCAAAGACACUAAAAUUAUUCAUUCCCAUUUGCUUAAAACAGCUGUGUUGCACUCUGAUAUUGUUAUUGCUAACUGCUUACUUAAUAGGUACUGUAAUUCUGGUGCCAUGCUUUAUGCCGUCAAAUUAUUUGAUACAAUUCCUCUACUAAAUGUUAUUUCUUGGAAUAUCAUGAUUUCUGGUUACAUUCAUAAUAUGUUGUUUGAGGAUUCGUGGAGAUUCUUUUGUAGUAUGCAUUUUUCUGGUUUUCAGCCGAAUGAUUUCACCUACGGGAGUGCUGUUUCUGCUUGUGCUGCUUUGCAAUCUCCUUUAUUAGGUGAGCUGGUGUAUUCACUUGCAAUAAAGAAUGGGUUUUAUGCAAAUGGUUAUGUUCGGGCGAGAAUGAUAGACUUAUUCGCAAAAACUAGUAAGUUAGAUGAUGCUCUGAAGGUGUUUUGUGAUGUGUCAUGCGAGAAUGUGGUUUGUUGGAAUUCUAUCAUCUGUGGGGCUGUUAGGAAUGGGGAAUAUUGGGUUGCUUUGGAUCUUUUCAGCCAAAUGUGUUGCAAAUCUCUGAUGCCUAAUAGUUUUACAUUCUCAAGCAUUUUAACUGCUUGUGCUACUCUCGAAGAAAUUGAAAUUGGAAAAGGAGUUCAAGGGUGGGUGAUUAAAUGUGGAAAAAAAGAUGUCUUUGUAGGGACUGCCAUAGUUGAUAUGUAUGCCAAAUGUGGGGAUAUUGGUGAAGCAGUUAAGGAAUUCUCUCGGAUGCCAGUUCACAAUGUAGUUUCAUGGACUGCCAUUAUAUCUGGUUUUGUUAAAAGGGAUGAUUCUAUAUCUGCCCUCAGAUUUUUCAAAGAAAUGAGGAUGAUAAAGGAGGAAAUAAACAACUUUACUGUUACUAGUGUACUUAAUGCUUGUGCCAAACCUGAUAUGAUUAAAGAGGCAAUCCAAAUUCAUACCUGGAUUUUGAAAACUGGAUUCUAUUUGGAUCCAGUGGUGCAGGCUGCUUUAGUUAAUGUGUAUGCAAAAUUACAUGCUAUUGAUUUGUCAGAGUUGGUAUUUAGAGAAAUGGAAGACGUAAAGAACCCAGGUAUAUGGUCCAUUAUGAUCUCUUCUUUGGCUCAGAAUAAGAGCUCCCAAAGGGCAAUUGAAUUGUUGCAAAUAAUGCUCCAGGAGAGUCUGAGACCGGAUAGCUUUUGUUUUUCUAGUGUCUUAAGUGUCAUAGACUGCUUGAAUUUAGGGAGGCAAAUCCACGGCUACAUUCUUAAAACCGGAUUUGUCUUUGAUCUUUCCGUUGGUAGUUCUCUUUUCACGAUGUACUCUAAGUGUGGUAGUAUAGAGGAUUCUUACAAAGUCUUUGAGCAUAUUCCAGUCAGAGACAAUAUUUCAUGGACAUCUAUGAUCAGUGGUUUCACAGAGCAUGGCUGCACAAAUCAAGCUUUUGAGCUUUUUAGAAAUAUGCUGGCUGAAGGAACUAGACCUGAUCAGAUGAUUUUUAUUGCAAUUCUGGCUGCAUGUUCUGGUCUUCGUUCCUUAAAGAAAGGUAAGGAAAUUCAUGGGUAUGUUUUCCGUGCUGGGAUGGGCAGAGAAGCACUAGUUGGUGGUGCACUUGUCACUAUGUAUUCAAAAUGUGCUGCUCUGAAGCUGGCAAGGAAAGUGUUUGACAUGCUUCCUGAAAAAGAUCAGGUUUCAUGCUCAUCCUUGGUUUCAGGAUAUGCACAAAAUGGGCUACCUGAAGAGGCAGUAUUUCUGUUUCAUGAAAUGUUAAUGUCUAAUUUCGCAACAGACUCAUUCACUGUUUCAUCUGUUCUUGGGGCUAUUGCACUUUUAAACAGAUUGGACAUUGGGACUCAACUGCAUGCCCAUAUCAUAAAAAUGGGCUUAGAUUCAAAUGUUUCAAUCGGAAGUUCACUUGUUACAAUGUAUUCUAAAUGUGGAAACAUUGAGGAUUGCGGUAAAGCAUUUGAUCAGGUUGAUGAACCUGAUUUAGUAUGCUGGUCAGCAAUGAUUGCUAGCUAUGCUCAGCAUGGAAAAGGUGUAGAGGCUUUAAAAAUGUACGAGCAAAUGAGAAAACAAGGAAUUAGACCUGAUUCAGUGGCUUUUGUUGGGGUUUUGUCUGCCUGCAGCCAUGCCAAUUUGGUUGAGGAAGGCUACUUCCAUUUUAAUUCAAUGACCAAAGACUUUGGCAUUAAGCCCAAUAACCGUCAUUAUGCUUGUAUGGUUGAUCUCCUGGGUCGUUCAGGGAAAUUGAAAGAGGCUGAAAAGUUAAUUAAAAGUAUGCCUACUGAACCUGAUGCUUUAUUGUGGGCAACGCUACUCGCUGCUUGCAAACUACAUGGAGAGGUUGAGCUUGGGAAGAUAGCAGCCAAAAUGGUGAUGGAAUUAAACCCGAGUGAUGAUGGAGCCUAUGUCCUGUUGUCAAAUAUCUAUGCGAAUGUAGGCCAGUGGGAGGAAGUCCAGCAGAUCAGAAGCCGGAUGAAAGGAGCUGUUAGGAAGGAAGCUGCUUGGAGUUUCACGUGA